UGCCCACCCCUGUGGCGCACAGCAGCCGCACCUGUACGGAUCUCUGCGCACUGCCCGGACAAAUAUCAAUUUCCAUUACUUAUUUUGCUCAGAACAUCCACACCACCUGCUCCUACACCUGUGUCUCCUUCAGCGGACAUGCUGGAGCUCCUGGCUUACCUGCAAGACCCGGAACUCGUGGCCCGGUUUCAGAGACGAUGCGGACUCUUCCUGGUUGAAGCGGUGCAUCACAGUCGACAGGGGACGUGCGCUCCGACUGGAACCGCGGUUCGCGCAGAUAAACCACGUGGACAGUUAAGGGGGAAAUGGGGCCGCCAGGAUAAGAAUUCAAACUUUAAACACAAGGAAAACGGAUACGCUGUUAGUGGCUGCAGUAGGCCUCAGUAUGAGGUGAAGAACUGGCUAUUGCACUUCCUCUUCCUGUGCUCGGCAAGCAUGGGGCAUGAAAUCUUCUACAUCACCUGCCUGCCUAACAUACACUGGAGCCUGGAUCCAUUUCUGUGCCGACGCCUGGUCAACAUGUGGGCUAUGGUGAUGUAUGUCGGCCAGGUAAUGAAAGAUCUUCUGAAGCUGCCUCGCCCUAUCUCACCCCCUGUGGUCAAGCUGGAGCCACGUGUCGAUGCCGAAUAUGGGCUGCCUUCCACCCAUGCCAUGGCUGCCACUGCAAUCUCCUUCACACUUUUACUAAGCGCUCCCUCCAGGAUACAGUUCCAGUUCGAGGUGGGUCUGCUGAUUGCCGUGACACUGUCUUUCUUGGUGUGUCUGAGCCGUCUCUACACUGGCAUGCACUCACUUUUGGAUGUGAUCUGCGGCGUUUUAUUCUCAGCCAUCCUCUUGUUCCUCACCUACCCGUAUUGGGAAACCUUUGACCAUUUCCAGCUCACCAGCCACCUCUCCCCCAUCGUGGCCUUGUCACUGCCCCUCUUCCUUAGCUACACAUACCCAGACCUGGACCAUUACAGCACCACGCGGGGGGAUACCACCACCAUUCUAGGAGUAGGAGCCGGCUGCUCUGUGGGAUACUGGGUGAAUGAGCAACUUGGGCAAACCUUUGAGCCACAGGGGGUGUUACCUGUACCUCUCCCCACACUGACAGCAAAUGCACUGGUAAGGGGUGCUGCCCGCUUCCUUGUUGGAGCUGCAGCAUUGGUCGGAAUCCGGCAAGUGGUGAAAACAUUGAGCCUGCAGGUGUUGUAUUCAUGGUACAGAGUGCCAAAAAAUGAUGACUAUGCCAGGAGGAGGAGAGAGAUUGAAGUGCCUUAUAAGUAUGCCACAUACACAGCUGUUGGACUUGUCAAUUCUAUACUGGUCAACAGAGUCUUCAUUUUACUGGGGCUUCUAUGACCUAUUAACACAAGACUGAUUUAUAAAUAUCUGAACUCAACACAAACGUACCUCAUUUGUUGUGUAUCAAAUGACUUUUUUUCCAUGUUAACUUUAUUAUACAAGCAGCUUCCACAAAGAAUGAUUGACUAACAGCAAAUAAAAUAAUUUGAUCGUUUAACAAUAAAGUUUUAUGAAGUCUCGGUUUC
This is a messenger RNA of Scatophagus argus, 1532 nucleotides long. It is a transcript of the gene sgpp2, whose product is annotated as sphingosine-1-phosphate phosphatase 2. Gene Ontology annotation, cellular component: endoplasmic reticulum membrane. Gene Ontology annotation, molecular function: sphingosine-1-phosphate phosphatase activity. NCBI's taxonomy places the organism in Eukaryota, Metazoa, Chordata, Actinopteri, Scatophagidae. The coding region runs from base 139 to 1344 and encodes 401 amino acids. The transcript has 5 exons. The record is from RefSeq and is a predicted model, not a curated record. Gene Ontology annotation, biological process: sphingosine metabolic process; phospholipid dephosphorylation.